This is a messenger RNA of Galleria mellonella (greater wax moth), 4402 nucleotides long. RefSeq names its product inactive dipeptidyl peptidase 10 (gene Dpp10). Gene Ontology annotation, biological process: proteolysis. Gene Ontology annotation, molecular function: dipeptidyl-peptidase activity; serine-type peptidase activity. The record is from RefSeq and is a predicted model, not a curated record. The transcript has 19 exons. Lineage: Eukaryota; Metazoa; Arthropoda; Insecta; Lepidoptera; Pyralidae. Bases 363 to 2984 code for a protein of 873 amino acids.
AGCUAGCGCUCUGUAGUCGGCCACAACGGGCCGGUGACUGGCCAGUGUGGCCACAGCGAGCAUCAAAUAACACAAUAAUCUCACAUAAAAUAAUCGCUGUCGUAUUGCAUACUGUCUCCUAAACUAUCUCUUGCAUAUGUAUACCUAGUUCCGUUGUUUUGAAUAAAGUAGGUUGUGAAAGUGAACAAGAUCCAGCAAAACAGGGAUAAAAAUUAAUAUAGGCUCUUUGCACACCGUUAGCCUAAGCAGGACAAUCCAUCAAUUUGCUUGAGAUGCGGUUUAAUGUGACUACUGAUGACUCCCGACAGUGAGGUCCAGUGUGAUAGUGAAGUGAGUACAAAAUUGUGAAGAAAACUGUCAAGAUGGCCGACCCGGACGCAUUCGAUGAUGAGAAGCUGGUAGUGGGUGGUCCGAAUCAACGCAACUGGCGAGGGAUCCUCAUAGCUCUGCUGGUCAUCGUCGCCGUUCUGGCCUUGAUCGUCACAUCUGUAGUACUUCUAACGCCGCCUGAUGAAGGGCCCAGGGUAAAAGGCCGGAGGCUGCGAAUCCAAGACAUAUUAUCUGAUGAUCUGGUACCAGUAAGAUGGAAUGGCACGUGGAUUUCGGGUGACGAGUUCGUAUACAGAGACGCAUCUGGCGGUAUCAGCCUUAUGUUUGCAGCUAAUCAGACAUCAAAGACGCUCAUGCCGAACACAACAUUUAGAGUGCUAGAACCGGCCUCGUUCUCGGUGUCAGCGGAUCGAAGAUUCCUCCUUCUAGCACAGAGCAUACGUAAACUGCAUCACUACUCGUACUUAGCGCGAUACACAGUCUACGAUAUACUAACCACAGAAUCCUACCCGCUCACGCCGUUGCCAGACGAGGUGGGAGGUGGAGUGAUCUCCGAAGGUCCUUCCCUGCUGUUAGCCGCGUGGACACCAAAAGGCCACGGUCUGAUCACAGUCAAGGAUUAUGAUAUCUACUACCGCCCGGCUCCUCGCUCCUCGACCGGAUAUAGAGUGACUGAAAGCGGAAUACCCGGCACUAUUCAUAACGGAGUUCCGGAUUGGUUGUAUGAAGAAGAAAUCCUCAAGUCCCGAACAGCACUAUGGAUGUCAGCGGACGGCCACAUGGUGCUGUACGCGACCUUCAAUGACAGUUUGGUGCACGAACAGAAGUAUCCCUGGUAUGGUGCAGCGCUAGACACCGAUGACCCGGCGAAGACAUAUCCGGAGAUCAGGAGUGUGAGGUAUCCGAAGCCUGGCACUAAUAAUCCGACGGUGACACUCACAGUGGCCGACAUCGCUGAUCCGAAACAUAUUCGAACAAGACACCUCACUCCACCCAAAGUUAUAUUAGAAGAGGGCGAUUAUUAUUUCACGAGCGCACAAUGGGUGUCCCUCACAGAAGUGUGCGUAGUGUGGCUGACACGCACGCAAAACCUAUCUGUAGUGUCGGUGUGCAAGAGUCCUAUGUGGUACUGUCAAGAGGUGUAUAGAAUAUUAUCAGGCUCAGAGGCCUGGGUAGAAUCAGCCCCAGCUCCGUUAUGGUCAGCUGGCGGUGGAGCCUUGGUCACGUUGGCGCCAAUUAGAGACGGGCCAGCGGGUUUGUUCAGGCAUAUUGUCAGAACCGAACACAAUGCACAUGGCCCUAGGGCGUUGCCAUUAACACACGGCAGCUUCGACGUUGUGAAGCUGUUGGCAUGGGAUCACGCUAAUCAACACAUCUAUUACCUCGGAAUACCUGAAGGUAAACCAGGACAACAGCAUCUAUAUAGGAUAUCAUCUGAAGCACCACGACCCGGUUCACCGCAGAAGUUGCCUUAUUGCGUUACAUGUAAUUCGCAGCCAUCGCCGUCAAUAAACUUGGAAUACUAUGGGAAUUUGGCGUCCUCUGGUGACAGUACGUGGGACUCCGAUUGGGAUGAAGAAUUACCGGCCACAUCACCUACGCCUUCCAAAAAGAAAAAAAAGAAACAUCCAGAAGGUCUUCCUCAAAAUCUACCGUGCCUUUACCACGAAGCCCACUUCAGUCCAUCAUCAGCGUACUUUGUGCUGGAAUGCCUCGGCCCAGGAGUACCUACUUCCAGUUUGUUCAAGAUUGCUCUUCCAGAGCCAAGACUCUUGUUGCACUUGGAGAAUAAUACAGCAGUCAAGGAAAAAUUGUCGGCAAUAGCCUUGCCAACACCCCGGACGUUUUCUGUGCAACUGUCGAGCGGUCACGCGGCCAGAGUUCGACUUUUGUUGCCUCCAGGACUAAGAGAAGAUGAAGUCACUAAAUAUCCACUCGUAUUAAAAGUCCACGGGGCACCAGGAACGCAGCUGGUAACAGAGCGCUGGUCGCUCGACUGGGGCGCGUUAGCUGCUGGCGCGGGCGCGGUGCUGGCGUCGGUGGACGCGCGGGGAGCUGGUGGGAGAGGCCUGGGUGCACAUCACACGUUACACCGCCGACUUGGUACUGUCGAGUUGGCUGAUCAGUUGGAGGUUGCUGAGUAUCUUCGUGACUCACUGCAUUUCAUCGACGCUCGCCGCGUGGCGGUGUGGGGCCGCGCUCACGGUGGAUUCCUCGCGGCUUUGGCGCUCGCGAGUCCGCUCAACGUGUUUCACUGUGGAAUCGCCCUAACACCCAUCGUACGCUGGCGAUAUUACGCAUCAGCAUAUGCGGAGCGUUACAUGGGUUUUCCGAACGCAACUGGCAACUAUCGAGGGUACGCGGACGCUGAUGUGACGAAGCAGGCAGCGGCAUUGCAUGACAAGAUGCUGCUCCUGGUUCACGGAACAGCAGACGACAAUGUCCACAUUCAGCAAACCAUGGCGCUGGCUAAGUCGCUGGCCAAUCAGGGCAGCAUGUUCAGGCUGCAGAUUUACCCAGAUGAAGGCCACAAUUUGGACGGCGUGAGGCGGCAUUUGUACCGUACCAUGUCGUCAUUCUUGGACGACUGCUUCAGGAAACAGGUACCGCCGGAGACGAAGGCCGGCCUGCGGAACGGGGGCAACCUCGACUGAGACACGUGGAAGGACGAGGAGUUGUGCUCUUGGUAAUAUACGAUCGAAAUAGACAAGAUGUUAAGUAUUACUCUUUGAAUCCCAUUAAAUCUUUAGUACAACACUUCCAUAUCCCUACAAUGUCUGCUGUCGACGAGUGGACUCUACACAUCAAACAUUUUUGUGAUAACUAGGUUAUAAACUAUGAGUUGUGUCGUAAUGAACUUACUAUUCGUUGAAGUCUUGAAGUGUGCGCUUGUAUAUUACGCGAAUUGUUCUUUCGAGUGACUUUUUUCUAAAUAAUAUACCCUUACUCAGUUUUUUAUUUAAGCUACAGUCAAACAUGCGCGGCAAAUCGCGAUGGGAGAGUCUAAAAUGCGAAACAACGCAAAACAUGCGCAUUAAACCGCGAAGCAAGAGCGUCCAAAGAACGCAUGCUUGUUAGUAUUUAUUUUUUUAAGUAUACCUAUUACGUAUAAAUUCUUGUAAUUUUUUGUAUCUAUAGCAAGUUUACUAUUGUAAUCUUUUGGAGGAAUCAACAAAGAGUGUCUAUCUAUCUAAUACAGUUAAACUUGCGAUAAAUAAAUGUUUAAACAUCUUACUACAAAAGGGUCUCUAACAUCUGUUUAUGUCAAAAUAAAAAACUCUUGUCUUUUUUAAAAAUAAAAGGCGUUUAAAGUGAUAAAUUUUAUUAUACUAGUUUAAACACUUUAGCACGUAAAAUUACAAAUAAAUAUUGUUACGCCGAAUAAAGCGACGGAGUCUCUUCCUUACUUCAUAAUUGCUUUCGUCGCUCAUGUUUGGCAGUAGCUUUGCAGUGAAUUUGUAUCGAAUUUGUAAUUAUUACUACUUGUAAAGAAGAAUAAAAAAUAUCAAAUUGUUGAAUUUAUGAGAUCAUUUAUAAUCAAAACCUAAGGAAUUGUUAAAAGGUUAUACUACACAGCAAUGCCUUUGUGUCAUAUUAAAUUUUGGUGUUCCUAAGGGCAGAUUAUAGGUACAUAAGCAAUUCCUUAUUAUUUGUAUGAAUAGAUGAAGUUUUGGUAUUAAUUGCAUUUUGAUUUUAAAUAUAAAAUAUAAUUAAAUCUGCUUGUCUGUUAUUUUGUAAAACGAGUAUAUGUAUAUAAAAAAUAGAGAUUAUUUCGAAAUCUUUAACAUCAAAAGGAUGAAGGCAGAGAAUGCUCUAUAAAUGGAAAUUUACAUUUCUUCCAAAAAAGCAUGAGCGAAAAACGAAUAUAAAUGUUAGUGGUUUCGUUUACUCUCUGCGAUAAGAGAUUUAGGUAAGUAGGUAUAUUUUACUAAUGACUAUUUUUUUUUUGAUGGGUUAAUAUGGUAUGGCAACCCCGCUCGCGCUAACGGGAUACGCUGGCGGAGCACCAGUGAAGGGUGAUAGAUGAGAAUGAAAACAGGCCAGUUAGCCCAUCAUAAUGAAUUCAUCAGGA